CCCCCGGCGACUCGGCACGGCCCCAGGAUGAUGCGGCUAGUGGUGCUCUCGGCGCUGGUGGCAGCCGCCGCUGCUGCGUACUACGACUACAACUUGCCGCUGACGUACGCCGCCUCUCCGUACUCCGCUGCGCCCCUGACGUACGCCGCUGCUCCAUACGCCGCUGCUCCGCUGACGUAUGCCGCUGCUCCGUACGCCGCUGCUCCGUACGCCGCUGCUUCGUAUGCCGCUGCUCCACUGACGUACGCCGCCUCUCCGGUGGCGGCGGCGCCGGCUCCGUAUUCCUUCUCUCGCCGCUACCAGACGCAGGACGAGCUCGGCCAGGCCACCUUCGGCCACGAGGAGCCCAACCAGAGUCACGCGGCCGUGCGCGACGCGUUCGGCAACGUGGCCGGCACCUACAGCUACAUCAACCCCGAGGGUCAGACCAUCUCCGUCAAGUACACGGCCGGCGAGGAGGGCGUUCAGGUGGAGAGCAACGCGCUGCCCGUGGCGCCCAUCGACACCGGCAAGCCGCCGGUGGACACUGGCGUGCCGCCGGCGCCCGUGCAGGCCACCCCCGAGGUGCAGGCCGCCACCGCCGCCCACCUGGCCGCGGUCAUGGAGGCCGAGCAGAUGGCAGCAGCUCCCGAGAUGCCCGACUCCGCUCCCGAGAUGAUGCCCGGCGCCGCUCCCGAGAUGCCCGAGAUGAUGCCCGGCGCCUCUUCUGAGAUGCCCGGCGCCGCUCCCGGGAUGCGCAAGAGGCGCGCUCUGUUGUACGCCGCCGCCGCCCCCGCCCCCGCCGCUGGUUACGCCGCCGAGAAGACGGAGGUCAUCCUCAACCCGGGGCACGCCACCUCGUACCGCGUGGACCCGGUGGAGCCGGCGCUGCUGAGGAAGCGCCGCGGUGUGCUGCUGCCCUCGCUGUACUCGGGCUCCGCUCUGCUGUACGCCGCCGCCCCCGCCCCCGCCGCCGCCCCCGCCGCUGGUUACGCUGCCGAGAAGACGGAGGUCAUCCUCAACCCGGGCCACGCCACCUCGUACCGGGUCGACCCGCUGAUGUAGGAGACGUCACACCGGGAUGGGAGGGAUGACGCCGUCACAGGACGGGAGGGAUGUGUGAGUCCAGCCGGGGGCCAGUGUUCGCCGCCGCCGCCGCCGCCGCCGCGUCCCCACGGCUGGCGGCGCGGGACGGACGGACAGGGUUCUCAGCUGACUCCACAGAUACACAUUCUACACAUACACUUACACCGCAGGACGCGAGAUGGUAGUCAGAUCAACGACUCUGGUGAUCUCUUCAGCGUGUCCGGGAAAAGUUCCAUUGUUCGCCAUCAAUCGUCCACGCAUCGUGUGACUGAUAAACUGCAAUGCACACUGUGUUCCUUAUAAUGGACAUUGUUUUAAUUAAUUUGAAAAAAAAAAAUAUUUUUGAUAUUUUUGCUUUAAUAGAAAAUAAAAACAGGCAAUGUGCGA
Messenger RNA from Amphibalanus amphitrite, 1452 nucleotides. Its product is annotated as cuticle protein 19.8-like. NCBI's taxonomy places the organism in Eukaryota, Metazoa, Arthropoda, Thecostraca, Balanomorpha, Balanidae. Gene Ontology annotation, molecular function: structural constituent of chitin-based larval cuticle. Gene Ontology annotation, cellular component: chitin-based extracellular matrix. The record is from RefSeq and is a predicted model, not a curated record. The transcript has a single exon. The coding region runs from base 28 to 1044 and encodes 338 amino acids.